AUGACUACUACUACACCAAUAACCCCUUUACACUCUAAACAGGGUCAACAGCAGCCUUAUGCAUUUGUGAAAAGCGAUCCUUUCACAAAUCAAGGCCCUCCUGGAUCUAUGGAAAGCAAAAAGAGAUCGUUGGAUCAAAUUGAUAACGGCAAUAAUAACCCUCAUGGCCAUGGCCAUCAUAAAGCUGGUCUUUUGCCCUCGGCCUUUGAAUUGACUCCCCCUGAUUCUGACCGUAAACCUUCUACUCCUACUCAUCACAACACAUCUCUGCACCGUCAGCAACCACUUCCUCCAGCAUACUCACAAUUCUCGAUUGUUUCAAAUGACAUGAGAAUCAAGCACGAACAGUUUGGUCCUGAUGGAUCUCGAAAUCAAAAUAGCCAUAUGCAUGUGUUUAGCCAAGAGAACAUUGGUAUGAUGAACAAUCACAGUGCUGCUGCUGCCGCUGCUUCUUUACAACAUGACAGACAGGCUCUUUCUACCAUUCCUGCUCCAAACCAUUUACCUCCUCAUCACCACCAACAACAACAACAGAUGAGAAUGGCUUAUGAAAAUGAGCAACAACAGCAACAAAUGCAGCGUGCUCAUGACCGUGCCUCUGGCGAGGAGAUUACUACUCCUAUGCACAUUCGAGGUGCUCCUAUCUCCAACGUCGCUGCUUACACCGGCUAUCUUUCUCGUCAAAAGAAGGAAUGCGGUGACGACGCCAAUAGCACUGUCUGGAGUCAAGACGUUGAAGAGGCUUUUAUGGAGGCAUUACGAAGAAUCCCCAGGGUGGGUCGUCGUAAGAUCACUGUUCAAGGUAGACCAUGUGGUAGAAACGAGCUUAUUGCUGAUUACAUCUACCAAAAAACUGGCAAGACCCGUACUAGAAAACAAGUGUCUAGUCAUAUUCAAGUAUUAAAACACUUGCUCCGUGAUGAUGCUGAAUUCAUGUCGCUCGUGGCUGAUAGCCCAUCAAAGGACGGCUCGUCUAACGGUAUGAUCCCUAUUGUAUCACCCAUCUUCUCGAAAAACUCGGCUGGUUCCAAGGAACAAGAGAAUGUUACUGGUCCACGAGCGGAUAUUUUCAUGGCAUCCCCUAACAAACGACCAAGGUUCAACAACCACCCUUCUUCGCCUUAUAGAUUCCCCAACAAUACCCCCAUGAGAUCGGCUUCUACCAUCGGCAUCCCAUUGAGCAAUUCCAAUCACAGUCCUAAUGGUUCAGGCAAUCCAUUCCCAGACGGAGUUUCUCCUCUUAACUUUUGCAUGUGGAAACAAGUUGGCAGUCAAAUCGACCGGAUCUAUACCCAACUAAUUCGUCCCCAGUUUGAAACUCCCAUUAAACCCAAGGCUUUUGAGCAUAUUGCUACCAGAUUCCCUGCUAUUGCCCAGUUACUUGCAUCCCCUUCAUUCAAGCGCACCGUGCCUCUUGUUUACGGCAAAGUCAUGCUGAACAUUUCCGAUGACGCUGAAGGACUUUCUGCUGGCCAAUUCAAAGCUGAUGUACAAUUCACCAUUAACAGUCCAUCUUCCAGUAACAGCAACAGCAGUGGUUCCAACUCUGCCCACCUCUUGUCUCCUUCAAACACAGCAUCUCCAGGAGGCAGCCGCAGAAGCCGUUUCCACUCUUACGAAUGUGUCACCAACAUCACAUCCAUGGGCCGCGACCUGCUCGAGCUUAAAGAUAAUGUUCCCUUUGCCGAGAACCUAGCUCAAAGAUUUGAUCGGCUGUUCAUUCCCUUUACUCCUGAUUUCUGGCUACCAUUUAUCAACGGAUUCAAUGAGAACGGCAAGUCUGAUGUUAAACGUAAUCCACAAGCCGCCAUUGCUGCUAUCACCGUCACCCAAAAGAUCAUCUGUCGUCAAGAAGACUCGUCCAAGAUCUGUGCUGUGAUUGUCUAUGAGUUUGAAAAGGCCGCCGAUAACUUCUCUGCCCGUACCGUCUUUCGACGACUGACAUUCAACCCCUCCGGACAACAUCCUCAUCAUCAGCAACAACAGCAACAGCAAAGAAUCGAGCAACCACAGUUGAAUCCUGCACCUCAAUUAGAUGCAUCCUCACCACAGCAAUACCAAUCCAGUUCACCCAAACUGCCAACCACUGUGCAACAACUUCCACCCCGAUCUCGAUCAGUAGCAUUGUUCGACUCACCUCUUGCUCACCGUGGCAGCCAGAAUAAUCCCAGUGUUCAGCUGUCACGACAACAGAGCAGUCCUCAACAAGCUACUUAUGAUAUUGCCCAACUCCAGCUUUACGGACAACCUCCACUAUCAGCACCCAUGACACGAUCCUUCUCAGUGGCAGCAGUCCACCCGCAAUCACUGUCAUACCCCAUCUCUGCUGCCCCAGUGGCCAUUGCUCCCCAUAGCGGAGAGUCACUUCUCGACACGGACUCUUUCGACAACUCGGCUUAUCCUGUUGACAGCGAGACCAUGGUGCGAUCCAUGACUGCUUUCGUUGAGUCCUCCGCCCCAUCCUGGACCGAGAGCGAUCUCAUGUUCUCCAACGAUUGGUAUGCUCCUCACACCGUCGGCAAGGGCCAACUGGACGAUGUCUCAUACAGCGAAAUGAACACCCCCCUCCGAGUUGGCCGACUAUCCACUGGACUUCUCGACAGCCCCUCGUCCGUCGGCAUGAGCCGAAGCCACACCGACAUCGGCAGGCCCUACUAA
Messenger RNA from Sugiyamaella lignohabitans, 2658 nucleotides. It is a transcript of the gene TEC1, whose product is annotated as Tec1p. Gene Ontology annotation, molecular function: RNA polymerase II cis-regulatory region sequence-specific DNA binding; DNA-binding transcription factor activity, RNA polymerase II-specific. The transcript has a single exon. Gene Ontology annotation, biological process: regulation of transcription by RNA polymerase II. The record is from RefSeq and is a predicted model, not a curated record. Gene Ontology annotation, cellular component: transcription regulator complex. NCBI's taxonomy places the organism in Eukaryota, Fungi, Ascomycota, Dipodascomycetes, Dipodascales, Trichomonascaceae. The coding region runs from base 1 to 2658 and encodes 885 amino acids.